Messenger RNA from Symbiodinium natans, 2703 nucleotides. The record is from the annotation of a GenBank genome assembly. NCBI's taxonomy places the organism in Eukaryota, Dinophyceae, Suessiales, Symbiodiniaceae.
AUGGUGGAUGCAUGUUUGCAAAGUCACUUGACUGGGGAUAAGCAGGAACAAGCACUAUGGCACUUGGUGAGGACAGCUGAGAUUCUGUCCAAGUUGAUGGCUGCAAACAUCUCGGUGAAAGCUUUGGGCUCUGACUGGCCAGAUGACGCAGGCGUGAUCGAAGCAGCAAUGGUGGCUGGCCGGGAUGCCGCAGAAGCCUUGGUCAGGAGACAGUUUGAGGCUGAGGCGGAGAGGCUCCUGGGAGCCGCCAAUUUGACCCAAGAAGCAAUUGGUCAUUUCACUGAGAAGAUAGCAAAGAUGGCUGAGAUGUGUGGAGAUCCGUCCGAAGCCCAUACCCUGGCAGAAGAUGAAGCAUCCAUCAUGUCGGGGAAUAUGACCAUGGAGGAAGCUCGGGUUGCAAAGGACCUGGCGGACUAUGUGGAAGGCCUUUGCCAGUCCGAUGUCUUGGAUUUGGACUUCUUUGUCGGGCAGCUUGCAGAUGAGUCGCCGGAGUGCAAUUCUCUGGUGGCUGAUUCGCAGUUGCUGCAAAUGAAGAAGCACCUCUCCGUGUUAGAUUUCUAUGCCAAGAGUGCCCUCGUCCUGCAUGAUGAACAGAACAAGUUGGGGCAUCACUUUGCCCAGAGGCUACACAGGCACCAGAGGGAAGAAACCCUGGAAGUGGAGCCCUUGCUGCUGCAAGCCACGCUGAAGCAUGGUUCCAGUAAACCGAGGAUGACGCGGCUCUUCUAUCUGGACCGCCUGUACUACGACAAGGUUCAUGGCUUCACCAAGGACCAGUAUUGCGACUCCAACUUCCUCUUGCGGAAGGAACGGCCAGGGCAUUGGAUCAGCCGAAGUCAAGAAAUCCAGGCCUAUGUCAAUUGCCUGUGUGUGGACAAGCUGCCAUCGCUAUGGUGCGAUGCCCAUCACUCCGAGCCUUUGGCCCUCCUGCAACCGAAGCUCGUGCAAGAACUGCAGGAGGAGAAUCGUAAAUUGAGCUCGCUGCUGCAAAGUGGAAGCCCUGUCGGUCUUGGGCCAUGCCAGGAUGCUGAUGGGAAGCCGGCUCCUUUUGAUUGCUCCUUUUGCGUCAAUGGCAACAAUUGCAUCAGCACCAGCGGCUCCUACAGCCUUGAUGUGUUUGGAAGCAUCAAGGAGCUCAUGGGCACUUCGGCAAGCUGUGUGAAGGGCUAUUGCACUCCUUGCCAGGGUGUCAAGCCAGGAGACCCGUUUCAGUUCAAGUUGGAUAUCGGAGUGGAAGUCUCAUCGUGCGGCAGCACUGCAGACUUCUUGGCCACGUACCACUACUUUGCGGAGCUCAAGCUGUGCAUUGGGGGUAUCUUGGGGGAAGCUGCUGAUAAGAUCGGCUGGAGUCUGUGCCAGAGUAUUGGAAGAAUUUCCUAUCAUCCAUUCAUCAGCAAGUUCCACUUCUCUAUGAGCCUGCCGAUCCCGCUUCCCGCGCCGCUGGGAGUCCGGGCAAGCCUUGCUGUGAACUUGAACUUGGGAGAUAUCUCCCGGGCCUGUGACAACCAUUGUGCCACCUUUGGUCCUUCUGAGCAUUUCCGUUGCUUGCAGGAGUUUUACGCUGCCAGAGGAGUCACUGGUGUGGAUUUCAAAGUGGAGGUCCUGCUCGGUGUCAGCAUCCCAUUUGUGGGCACGGUCGGCAAGUGGUUCAAGGUGCUUGGCUUCAACUUCGCAGAAGACGACAACAGCCGCGAGAUUGCCAAAAACAAGGCUGGAGUCACCAUUGAGUACAUCGGUCCGUCGCCCUGGAAAUCCAUCUGUGGCCGUACCUAUUCGGGUGUGAACUGCGAGCCUCAUGCUGGAGAUCAGAACAAUCGCGCCAACGAGGACUGCAGGAACUGCGGAGACGACUUCAGCAUCUGGCGCCCUGACGGCAGCAACCCCAGGUCUCUCUGCAUCAGGCGCGAUGAUUACAAUGGUGGCUGGGGUAUGAACUUGGAAAUUGCUUGCCCGGUGGACAACAGCAAUUUGAAGGUCAUAGUCCCAAUCGGUUCCAGCUCCGUGAACACGAAGUGUGCGAUGCCAGAUGAGCCGGUGCGAUGUCGAUCGGAUGGAGGUAAUCAGGGCGUCCGUUUGGGCUUCGACACGCAUUCGGAUUCCUAUUCCGUGUACCAGGAUGGGCACCGAUGGUGUGCGCGCAGGACGGAUCAUGGUGGUGGCUGGGGACUCAACCUUCAGCUCGAAUGCGAUCCAACCGGUGGCUCCUUCAACUUCCAAGUGCGCAACAUUCACAUGGGCAGCAGUCACGCGAACUUGAAAUGCCUGCUGGUUACCCAUGAGAUGCGCUGUGAUGCGCACACAGCUGAUUCAGCGUACCGCACCAACGACGAUUGUAGAAAUUGUGGUGAUAGUUUUUAUGUCACUGUCGACAAUCCAUGGGGCUACGUUUGUGCACGGAGGACGGAUUACCAUGGAGGCUGGGGCUUGAACCUCUGGUUCAAUUGCAACGGUUUGCAAGACAACGUUAGAAUCAGGCGAGAUGUGCACAUUGGCUCCAGCCAUUCAAACACGAAGUGUGUUUGGGGUGGCUCCUCAAACAUCAUUUGCGCGUCAUACGCUGGAAAUUCUGGCUACCGUCGCAACAACGACGCGCAUGGUGAUAGUUUUGAAAUCACAACCAAUGGUGGGAACGUUUGUGCCCGGCGGACAGAUUACCAUGCGGGAUGGGGUCUGGAUCUGCAGAUUUCCUGUAUUGAUGGCUGA